Messenger RNA from Hemibagrus wyckioides, 6573 nucleotides. It is a transcript of the gene sytl2b, whose product is annotated as synaptotagmin-like 2b. Gene Ontology annotation, cellular component: exocytic vesicle; plasma membrane. Lineage: Eukaryota; Metazoa; Chordata; Actinopteri; Siluriformes; Bagridae. Gene Ontology annotation, biological process: intracellular protein transport; exocytosis. The coding region runs from base 568 to 5760 and encodes 1730 amino acids. The record is from RefSeq and is a predicted model, not a curated record. Gene Ontology annotation, molecular function: small GTPase binding; neurexin family protein binding. The transcript has 21 exons.
ACCCACACACACACACACACACACACACACACACACACACACUACAAUCUACAAUCUACUCUGUAAACAUACAGCAGGAUCUUCUCACAGAGGAGCUGAAGAAUUUUGAUCUUCGUACUUCGAGAUAAAUGUGAAACAGAUGUUCAGUGGUGUGUGAUUUUAAAGGCAGGAACUGUAAAUGAACUCAAGCACCAGUGCCUACCAGAGAGGACAUCAUUGCAUGCGUCCCACAUAAGCCUGAAGAACAUUAAGAUAACUGAACCGAUCGUCAUGAUAGACCUGAGCUACCUGACUGAGGAGGAGCAGGAGGCCAUUAUGGCGGUGUUAAAGAGGGACGCUGAGCUGAAGAAGACAGAGGAAGAACGAGUCAAGACUGCUUCAGGGUGAGUCGGCUAAUUACGUUACCUCUGGCUUUACGUGAAAAACAUUCAGAUGGUGCAAAAAAAAUGCCCGUGUGGGUGAACCUGAAGUGGUUCUCUACUAUGUUAUAAGCGUGAAGCGUAUUGAACAGCCGAGUAAUAAACAGACUGCACAUGUAAUGGAAGAAUAUGGACAUAAAAAGGAGGAAUGCAGAAACUGGCCACAACUAGACAUCUACAAAAACAAGGCCCUGAGGAGGGCAAACUGAAGUACAUCACAGGGGAGUGGUUUUAUGAGGUAAAGUCUCAGAGACACCAGGAUAAGAUUCACGGCUCGGAUAUCAUCAUGGCAUCUAUGAAACAGAAGAAACCCAUGACAGUAGAGUUUUUGACACAGUCAUGGCGAGAGCGAGCCAGUAAGACUAACAACGAUCUCAUGACACCGCAACCAAAAUCAACAGAUAAUCCAAACGAGAGGAGACCAACAGAGACUCAGCAAGAAAGUCGAAACAGGCAAAGACACAAUCCAUUCAACAACAUGCCAAUGGAGCUAGACUUUGAUGAAACAAAUGGAGCCUCAGUGCCUGAAACUAAGAAUCCACCAGCAGAAGUGACACCUUCACUAGAGAAUCAUGAAGAUUUAGAAAUAGAAGCCAAGACCAAAAUCUUUGAUAUUUCACAAGAAACAAUCCCUCGUCUAAAACCUGUGCCCAAAAAAAGAACGAAAAUUUUCAAGGUCCAGAACUCCGACAGCACCAGCUCGAUCUCCACCCAGAGUGUGUCUACAAAUUCUUCUGUGUCCACACAAAGUGUGUCUACAAAUUCUUCUGUGUCCACACAAAGUGUGUCUACAAGCUCCAGCACCUCUCCUGUGUCCACUCAGAGCAUUUCUACAAACACUGACAGCAGGUCUACUCUGUCCACUCAGAGCAUGUCUACAAACUCAGAAAUCAGGUCCCCUCCACCAAAAGGUAUCCUCAAACACAGUUCCAGCUGUGACUCAAGCACCAAGAGUCGGCUGCUUCAACCCCGCAAAUCCCUCAAUAUGGUUUCCACCAAGAGUGGUCAUGAACACAUUCUUGAAGAGAAUGCAGUCACGCAGGAGAGUAUAGAGGAGUCUUUCCUCAAUUUUAAAGACAAAGAACCACCCAAGUCUACCUUUCCACCGUCACGACUGCCGGUCCGAUCCCCAGUGCUGCUGAAUAAUCCAACACAGACAUCUAAAGAGAAGCCAAAAAUUCAGCCACGACUGAGUCUGAGUUCUAGCACACAGUCAAAUGAUGAACAAAAAACAGCAGACGUACUGGAUACUAAGCAAAAGUGUGAAAAUCGGUUGAUAUCUGCCGAACCAGAAAAACAAAAUAAAGCGGAUGGAAUGGUGAAGGAUCCUCUCUCCAUUCCUAGAAUAAGGGCCAAGUCACCAUUUGAAUCCUUGUUAGUCAAACCAUUAAAUGAGAGCAUAACCCCUCAAAUCUCACUGAAGAACCAGGACAAAGAGGACCUGAAGAGGGAAGAUGUAAAGACAGAAGAAAAAUUAGACUGUCCUUUGGGCGUUAAAGAUCAACCGGUGUAUGAAGCCACCAACCCAACUGAUGCCUCCAAUAAGACUAAUCCUUCCCGCGUGGCAUGUGAAAGUGACGACAUGCCAUGUCCGUUUGAUAUAAAGAUAACUCGAGACACUAACAUGAAGACAAAGGACUGCAAAGAUCCUCUUCUGGUCAACCCCUAUUCUCCCAAAGCUGCUGAAGAGCAAGGAAACUCCAUUGCUAAAGUUCUUGAAUGGUUCAGCAGGAGUUCAGACAGCAGUGAUAAACUUGACUGUGAGGGCUUUAUUCCAGACACUGAAGAUGAUAUCAAGAUUGAAGACAUUGACUUUGAAAAUGAGAUCAAUUUAAGACCCAAAGCAGAGAACAAUGUGUAUUUGAUCAUACCAAAACAUCGGGAUGAGGAUAUGACAAAUGAUGGAUUUUUAAAAGAUAGAGAUUUAGCAGUAGAGUUGAACGUGGAUAAGAAAGAGCCUUUUAUGAAUUUUCAGAAUGUUCAGGAUCUAAGUGAUCACACUAAGCCAUUGAACGCGGAAGAAUUUUCUGCCAUGGGAUCUUCUAAUCUAUUCAGGCACAGAUCAUCACAGGAUACCAUUAAUAGACUGUUGGACUCUGAAAAACCAAGUCCAAAAGAGAACGUGCUGGAGACUGCUAGCAAAAAAGAAAACAGCAGAAAUGAUGAGAAGACUAAACCCACUCAACAUGAACUGCAAGAAGUGAGUCAGUCACCAAAAGUUACCAAUUUGCAAUCACAGUGGGAUCAAGGUAUCAUUAAGGCACCAGUUCUAGUGAGCAAACCGAACCUAAUUUCUGAAAAGGAAACUAUUGUCCAACGUAAUGAUGGCAGGAAGGUGACUGGGGUUGAAGAGGAACCAACCAAAGUUGACAUAAGUCCAAAGUAUUCAGUAACUGAGAACAAAAAACAUGUGAACAAAUCUCAUGUGAAGGACAUUUCAAAUGUUGGUGAGAUACAAGCUGAUAACAUCAGCUAUGAGCAUUUAAAUAAAAAAGACAGAGAUAAAGCUAAAGACAUGCAAACACCAUCAAGCAAUAUAAAUCAGAUAAAAGACAUAAUGGCUCUCUCAGACAAAGAUGUUACCAAAUGUUUGGGCCAAAAAUGCUCAUCUUCACAAGAUUUUAGACUUCAGAGUGUUGGAGACCACAGCGAUGAAAAUAUUGAAGGAAAUAGGAAUAGUACAAUGGAAGGAUGUACAACUGCAGCAGUACUAGAGCUGGACCCAAAGGUAAAGACAGAGGAAAAAGAAUCACAGCUAAAACCUCCACCAACAUCUGGUGUUCAAUCCCAGCAACAAAAUCCAGUCCCAUUAGCCAAGCAAAGCAACCAGCAGCAAAAUAACAAUGCAGAAAGGAUCAAGGAGCUCAAAUCAUUCUGGGAAAGAGAGAAACUGCAAUCGAACAUAUAUAAUAAAUCAACAGCAGCAAACUCAUCUGCGACAUCUACAAAGCUGAAUAAAAGGUUCACCAAAUCAGAAUAUGAUCUUAGAUCCAUCGGGACAGAAUCAGAGGCAGAAAGUGCUAAUUUUACGGUUCUUCCACUACGAGACAGGAUAGAGAAGACAGCCACAGGAGAAGGUAUGAACAGUUUACAGUUCAAGAUGCUCCGUGACUUCUGGGCAGAAUCUAGCAAGCAGUCAUCCAGUUUUGAAAACAAAACUCAAAACCCAUUAAGUCAGGAAGUUAAACAUGCAAAAACUCACAAAGAGGUAUCUCAGUUUGAACUGGUGGAUGCUAGCCCAAACCAGGCAGACAGAGUGUCUUCAAGAGAGAAAACUGCUGUCAUAUAUCCUGAUAUUGGUACCACAGCUAACUCACCAACUGAGCCAGAUGUUCUGAGAUCAUCCCAUUGUCCUCAGCCAAAGAGUGGCUCAAAGUUAUCUCCAAAAGACACAUCAUCUCCAAGAACUCAAGGGAUGCUCAAUAAAGAAUUCCGAAAUCAGACUAGAAGCAGUGGCAAAGGAACUUUAAAUGGAAGAGCAAAUUCGCUUCGACGUGCCACCAGCAUGUUUGCAAUAAACGUGGAAAGUGAGGGUGAAGAUUUACCCUCGCAGUCCAGGAAAGUAUCUGAUGUGGUCCUCCCACAGACGACAGAAAGUACAGUGUUGCCUUCUACAAAAACACCAGAAGUUAAUUUACAGGUGAAAAAGUCUCCAGAGAUGACCAAGAGUAAGCAUAAAGCCACUGACCGAAGCGUUUCUGAGGAUCCUGAUUCUCAACCUCUUGCCAGGUCGUUUGUUCCACGAGACUACCAGCAUUAUCUGGGAAUCACAGAAAACAGAGGCAAGCACAUUUCCCCCCAAGGUACAGAGCAGAAGAGUGAAUUAGUGUGCACCUCAUUUCAGACAGGUGGUAGUGUGAGGUGCUGUCCUGAGAAAGCUGAUGUUCCUAUAGAUGAUGCAGAGCUUUGCACCAAGAGAGGGAGCUGGGGACUGCGACCCAGUGCACAUACGAGCGAAGUGGUCAAGCCCAUGACCUUAAACAGAGAUGAAUCCUUUUCUGGGACAAGUGCAAACUCCACUGAGGUGAGCCUAGUUCAGGAAGUGCUGAGACGGGCGUCCACUAGACCCGUAUACCAUAAAAGCCUUGAAGACAUCACAGCGGUACCACGACAAAGUAAAAAAAGCAAACAUAUGGAUGAUUUCAUGCCUAGCAGCUACGCAAUCUCCAGCACUCCAUCGCCAUCUUCUUCUUCCUUCUCUGAUAAAGAGCGUUUGAGGAAAAUCAGCAAAUCCGUUCCCUCUUUCCUGGACAAUGAGAAUGAUGGAGAUGAGAGUGAGUCGGAGUGCAGCUCCCACAGUGGCAAGCACUGGAAGAACAGCAGCCCCCAGGCUGAACUCAACAACAACUCACGCAUGGCCACAGUGUCUUCUAUGAGCGGGAGCAUAAUGAGUAUUUCCAGUGUGGACUUUGGGAAUAUUGAAGUUCAAGGGGCUAUCCAGUUUUCAAUCAACUAUGUCCAGAAGCUGAGGGAGUUCCACAUCUUUGUAGUACAGUGCCAAAAUCUGGCUGCUGUAGAUGUGAAGAGGAAUCGAUCUGACCCGUAUGUUAAGAGUUAUCUUAUACCUGACACUGCCAAUUUGGGAAAAAGAAAAACGUCAGUGAAAAAGAAGACCUUGAACCCUACGUAUAAUGAGAUUCUAAGGUAUAGAGUUCGAAUGGAGUACUUAAAAUCCCAGAUCCUUAACCUGUCUGUUUGGCACAAUGACACAUUUGGUCGCAACAGCUUCCUGGGAGAGGCGGAGAUUGACCUUUCUAAGUGGGAUUUUGAAGGCCCUCGGAUUAACUCCUUACCCCUCAAACCAAGGAACACAAGCAGCGUCCUGUCCACCGAAGAAAGAGGCGAGAUGAGACUGGCCAUGCGGUUCUUACCUCACAUCUCCCUUUCGAAAUCAGCCCUAGGCUCAGGUGAAAUUCACAUCUGGGUCCGAGACUGCAAGAACCUGCCUCUGAUCCGUGGUGUGACUAUAAACCCGUAUGUGAAAUGUUAUGUGCUGCCAGACACCAGCAAAAAGAGCUGCCAGAAGACACGGGUGUUAAAGAGGACAGCAAGUCCUGUCUUUAACCACACAAUGGUGUAUGAUGGAUUCAGGACAGAGGACCUGAAGGAGGCCUGUGUGGAGCUCACAGUGUGGGAUCGUGACCGACUGGCUGAUCACCUGGUGGGAGGACUGAGACUCGGCCUGGGAACGGGGCAGAGUUAUGGCACAAAAGUGGACUGGAUGGACUCCAUGGCUAAGGAAGUGGCUUUAUGGCAAAGAAUGAUGGAUUCACCAAAUGAGUGGGUGGAGGAUGUGUUGCCUUUGCGAUUGGUGACAGUGGCAAAAAAUUCUUUGAAAUAACGAUAUUAUAAAAUGCCAAAAUGCAAGAAUAUACUCUCAUUGAGUGCUUUACUGGGAAUACUACACUAUACUAAUAUUCAGUAGAACCACCAUUUGCUCUCAAAACUGCCUGGAUUCUUUGUGGUGUGAGUUCCAUAAGAUUUUGGAAAUAUGCCUUUGGGAUUCUGGUCCAUGGUGACCUGCGGCUCUCCUCUUCUAAUAAUCUACCAUAUCCCAAAAUGUGUUCCAUUAGACCCAGAGCCAGUCACUGGGAAUGACACUGAAGAACUCAUUGCCAUGCUCAUGAAACCAGUUUGAAUGUGCAUUACCAUACUGGAAAUAGCCGUUAGAAGAUGUGUAAAUUGUGGCCAUGUCGGGAUGCACAUGGUCAGCAACAAUACUCUAUGGCAUUCAAGCGAUGAUUGGUUGGGUCCAAAGUGUUGGGAAUGAAAAUCCCAGUAGAUCAGCAGUUGGAAUGUUCAAACCAGCCAAAAUGUCAGCAAACACGCCACAAUCAAAAUCCUUGAGACACGAUUGAUAAUUUCAUGCAUGAAUAGGCGUACAGGUGUUUCUAGUAAAGUGCUCAGUGAGUGUAUGAAUAGUAUUUUUAUUUAUAAUACUCAGCACUUCUAAUCAUAUAGUAAUAUACAACCAUUCUGCUGAUAUUUAAACAAAAAAAAAAUCUUAUUUUAUACACAUAGCUUUAGAUUUGAAGGAUAUUUGAAUAAAUUCACAGCAUUUGGUGUCACCUACUUCAUCAGCAACUCUCAUACCUGUUGUUGUCUGAACUGAUAUUUUAAAUUCACCUAAUAAAUUGUUGUUUUGUUGACUGUU